Molecule: messenger RNA, 873 nt
Organism: Ambispora leptoticha
Lineage: Eukaryota; Fungi; Glomeromycota; Glomeromycetes; Archaeosporales; Ambisporaceae
Source: the annotation of a GenBank genome assembly
AAAAACAGAGAUUUAGUAAAAGAAAUAGAAGAAACAUAUGCUAUGGAGGUAGCACCAACCUUAAAUAUGAGUAAAGAAGAAUUCUACCAAAUGCAAGAUUUCAAAAGACAAAUAAUAAUGCAAAAAUUAAUAGAAUCCAUAGAAUAUUGCCAAGAACUAGCGGUAAGAGAACAAAUGCAACAAAAAUAUCGAGAACUAUUGGGAGUGGAAUUAGAAUCACUAGGACAAAUGCAUGAUACAGAAGACAUAGAAAAUGAAAUGUUUAAAGAACAACAAGAAAAAAGACAAAAACCAAAACCUGAAAUAUUCCCACCAUCAAAACCAUAUCAUGAAUAUUAUAAACCACAUAAAGACGACUUUCCAAGAAAUCCACCACCAAUAAUACUGAUAUCACCAACAGACUCCACUAAAAGUAAUAAUGAAGAUGAAGAAGACCAAUGGAUCUUAAAAGACAGAUAUAGUGAAAAUAGAACAAAAUCAUGGAUAAAACAACAAGAACAACAUUCAAGACUAAAACAUGAAAGUCUAUAUGGAGAUCAAGACCAUAGAGAAGAAAUGAUAACAACACACAAAAGAACUAGAUCAUAUGACUCAAAUAUAUCGUACCCAACAUCAGAUAACCCAAGACUAACAGAAUGGAGAAAACAAAAUAAGGUACGAAGAGAACUUUAUGAAAAACAACAAAGAGAGGAAAUAACAUCUGAAGAUGAAAGAGAAAUGGAUAAAGUGGAACAAGAAAUAGAAAAUGAAGGACUAAAUCGACCAAUAAGAUAUCAACAACAACAAAGAAUAUAUUAUCAAAAUGAAGCAGGAUCAUCAACAGAUUAUACUCCAAAUUACACUCCAUAUGAAUCAGACUAUACUAAACAUUAA